Exophiala dermatitidis NIH/UT8656 is the source of this 501-nucleotide messenger RNA. RefSeq lists its product as uncharacterized. The transcript has 2 exons. The record is from RefSeq and is a predicted model, not a curated record. NCBI's taxonomy places the organism in Eukaryota, Fungi, Ascomycota, Eurotiomycetes, Chaetothyriales, Herpotrichiellaceae. Bases 1 to 501 code for a protein of 166 amino acids.
AUGAUUCUCGGUAGCGGCGUCCGAGCACGAACAACUCGAAUCUCCUCGGCACUGUUCGUUGAGCAGACAUCCUUUCCCGCUCCGUCACAGUCCGCGCCCGCGGGCCCAGAACAAGACCGAUCAACGCCGCCUCUGAAUCCAGGAGGCCCGGAGCAGCCUGCCUCCCCUUCCAACCCCGAUGUGGCCGGGCCCAACGACGCGGCUACGAAACUCGCCGAAGCAAUUGAUGAUUUCCUGGGUGAUUUGGAGAAGAAGUUCAAGGGCAUCAGUGAUGAAAUCUUGACGAAACGUGAGUUUGCAUUUCCCGGGCGGCUGCCCGCGAACCACUACUUGGAACAAGAAAAAGAGUUGUUGGCUGACAUGGAUACCUAUGGCAUAUUGGCAGUCGACGAUAUGGCGGAGCGAUGCGACCGAUUAGAGCAAGAAAUGCUUCUCAGAGAUGCUGGAGCAAUGGAGAAUAUUGGAAAGUCUCAUGGUGGGGUGACAACCGAAUCGAACUAG